This is a messenger RNA of Entrophospora sp. SA101, 672 nucleotides long. NCBI's taxonomy places the organism in Eukaryota, Fungi, Glomeromycota, Glomeromycetes, Entrophosporales, Entrophosporaceae. The record is from the annotation of a GenBank genome assembly.
AUGUGUACUAACAAUAAUCCUUUAUAUAUAAAUAAUAUUUUCAAUGAGACCCACCCAGAAUUAAGAGAUUUAUAUGAAAAUUUACAAGAACUCCAAAAUAAUUUUGCGGGAGCUUCUUAUGAAGAUAUUGAAACAGAAAAUAUUAUUGAGACUGAAGUAGAAGAUUUUCAUGAUGACUUUGAUGAUGAAAUAAAUAAUGAAGUUUUUCAAAUUACAAUUGUUUCAUACUGGUCUAAAGUUGAUAUCCUUCCUUCUUCAGAAAAUAUUGAAGAUUAUUUGAUUUUACCAUCUGAUAACAAUACAGAUUCAAUCCAAGAAAUGAUUGAUUGUUUUAAUUUUGAUGAUCCAUUAUCUGCUAAUGACUACAUAGAAAUAGAUUUGAGAUUGCAAAAUCAGGAUAAAUUAGCUGAUAAAGAAAUCAUUGAACUAGUUAAAGGGAAGGAAGUGAUUGAAGAAGAAGAUAACCAAUCUCAAGUUUCUGAAGAUAAAAUAACUAUGGAUCAGGCUAUGGAAUCGAUUGAAAGGCUCCAAUUUUUUCUAAUGCAAGAAGAAAGAGGAAUAGGUAUUAGUGAGAGUUUCCUGCAUGAAUUAAACAAAUUUAAAAGAGAAUUAAAGAAAGAAAUUUUAUGUCAAUGGCUCAAACAGAAAUUGACACCUAUUUUAGUUAAAUGA